AUGGAGCGAUUCAGUGGAGUGAAAAGACGUGUGGAGAGGAAUGGGAAGGGUCCAUGGUGUGUUUCGGAUCGUGCUUGCGUGGUCCUUUUUAGGAAUCAAGAGACUCUCCCUUGCAAAUUCGUGUGGCGCAUUCUUUCCACACAAGCCCCAUACAGAGGCGCGAGAGAACCAGACUUCCCUUCCCUGAGCUCCUCUCCCGAAAUCGCAAAGCCGACGCCGUCGUUCCCCUCGCGCUCGCACCACCGCCGCCAAGCUCCUCCUCCUCCCUCGCCCCGCCGCCCCCGCCGUCACCGUCACCGUCGUCGUCACCCCCGACAACCUCCACCUGCUCGACCCCUUCCUCGCCUCCUCCUCCUCGCUCCAGCCUCUCGUCUUGCCUUCCCCAGAGCCCCCCGCCGCGCCACACCCGCCGCGGGUGCGCUUCGUCGCCAAAGUCCGCGCCCUCCGCAACCUCCACCUCCCGCUCCUCUCCCGGUGGUUCGAGUCCCACCCUCCCCGCCCCGCGCGGUCGUCUCCGACUUCUUCCUCGGGUGGACCCACCGCUUCGCCCGCCACCGCGGCGUCCCGCGCAUUGUCUUCUCGCCGUCCGGCGCGUUCGGGCUCUCCGUCGCCUUCGCCCUGUGGCGGGACCUCCUCCGGCCCGACGAGGAGUCGACGGUCUCGUUCGCGAAGCUGUCGAUCUACCGCCGCCCCCCCUUCGCGAAGCUGCCGCUGCCUCGCUGCUCCGCCCGAGCCCCGUUGCCGACGUCUGCUGGUUCGCUCACCACCUCUGGGCGCCACCGCCGCUGCGACCAGACGCCAAAAGCCGCCGUUCCUGCCGCGAUUCCGUCCUCAGCCCGUCCGUCCGAGCCCCCUGCACCACCACCUCCCUGCUGCUGGGUCCUUCUCUGCUUGACGCCCGACAGAUUUGCUCCGCUCGUAUCCUGGUUCCAAUAUAAACAGGAUCAACCCUGUUCCCGGACCGGAAAAACAUGGUGGGCCGGGAACAGGGUCUAAUGAAAACAGGGUAGGGAACAGGGUCUAAAAAGGAGAACCGGU
Molecule: messenger RNA, 1038 nt
Organism: Eucalyptus grandis
Lineage: Eukaryota; Viridiplantae; Streptophyta; Magnoliopsida; Myrtales; Myrtaceae
Product: formin-like protein 5
Exons: 3
Coding region: 1-996 (331 amino acids)
Source: RefSeq, a predicted model, not a curated record